Molecule: messenger RNA, 1077 nt
Organism: Dreissena polymorpha
Lineage: Eukaryota; Metazoa; Mollusca; Bivalvia; Myida; Dreissenidae
Exons: 6
Coding region: 54-743 (229 amino acids)
Source: RefSeq, a predicted model, not a curated record
GUUAAUCGGUAUUUUAGGAUGGGGAGAUGAAAUCGGCAUGUAAAUAUUAAGUGAUGAUGGCAUUUGGUAAACGAAUUUAUGUGAUCGUAUGCUUAUAUUUAUGUUUGAUUGCUAAAGGAUCGGGCUAUUAUAUUUCUUCGACGAGUGAGACGUGGCAAGCUGCUGGUACGUACUGUGAGCAUGCACAACCAAAAUAUCAGUAUAAAGGCAGUGGUGUUCUUGAACUCAACGAUACCAUCGAGAUUGACGGAGAUAUUCCUGAGGCUGGUGUUUGGAUCGGAUAUUUCAAGGCAUUUACAGAGUUUGAGUUCGAAGGUUGCGGAAUGAAUAAUACUGGCAAUAUAACGUACACAGUUUACAGUCUGGCCCAAUGUCAUCAUCUCUGCGGAGGAACCCAUAUUGGGCUUAUCGGUGCGACUAGUCUGAACUCUGACCCUCUAAAGAUGACAUGUGUGUGCAUAAACACACUGACGUAUUAUCUGAUUAACAACAUAUGCAUAUCUUGUGGUGAUAUCAUUUGUGGCAAGGACACGAGAAGGGCUGUGUAUAGCGUUUUACCCGAUACUACUUCCGAAGAAAGAACAGAUGAUUUCAAUUACUUAUGCAAAGUAUCUACCUCCAACCCGAACGCAUCCGCUUGGGUGCAUUGUUCAGAUACUUACACUAGCAAUACACGUGGUGUAUGGUGUAGACAAAAUGAAUCAGCACAACCAUUCGUUUCCGGGAUAAGCUUCUCUGCGUGAAAUACUGCUAAUGAUUAUUGCGCCAACAAUAGAUCAUUUCCGUCAUCUGCGGUAGGGUUCAAAGGCAGUCGUCCGUUCAACAAUAUGACAUUCACAAACAUUCGUCGUGAGUGGACUCUUCAUCCAGGAAAUGGUAUGGCUUGCAUGUUUCUUAUAUACUUGCUUUGGGCCCAGUAACAAGUGUAUUUUAUGUUUAAGCUGCUAAUCUUGCUAUUGUAAAAAAAGCAGAUCAGCUUAACAAACUAAUCUAGUUGUUAUUGACAGCCCUUAUGAUCGUAGACUGAUAUUUAAAACAAGUACGUUCAAAAUAACAAAACAAUUCCAUUAAUAGUAU